CGCGUGUAGCCAUAAAGGUUCUCUCCACCUGUGCAUGCGUUCAUCCGAAACCGGUCCAGUCUGAUCCGCGAGCCUGCCUCUGAUUGGCUGCAGAGAAACGCGCUCUCAGCCCACCCACCGCUCGUUAUACUCCCUGCUCUCUCUCUCUUUUCCUCGCAUUGAGUCUGGGAUCAUGGCAGCUACGCACAGCGAGUACCGAGGAGGCUACCUGCGGAGCGACAUGGAGGCCGGGCAGCACCGCUUCCACCCGGGAUCCGAGCCCACUUACCGGCCGCUGCUCUUCGGGACCCUGGCUGUUAUGGGAUUGCUUCAAGUGGCCUCCAGCGUGGCGAUCCUAUUACACCUGACGGGAUAUCUGCAGGAGGUAGAUUUGUCCACGGCUCCUCACCGACCCAUACAGGAAGUGCAGACGGAGCCGGUGCUGGACGCUCUGAGAGACACGAGGAAAAAAGGACGCUGCAAACAUCCAAAAGAGAGUCUGCCAUCAGCGCAUCUACCAAUCAAAGCACAGGAGUUCUCCAAGAAAGGCGAGCCCAAAGCCGUCACCAUCGACUGGGACGAGCUGCACGGAUACCGCAACAAGAUGGGCUACCAGAAGGGCAAGCUGCUGGUGGAGGAGGCGGGUUUCUACUACAUCUACGCCAAAACCUGCUUCCGCUACUACAACCUGGAGCUGGACGACGGCAGCCAGGUGGACGUCAGCAACCGGCAGCUCAUCCAGUACGUGUACCACGAGAAGAUCAAACAGAACAGCAAGUCAGCGCUUCUGAUGAAGACGGGCAGCACCAUGCGCUGGAACAUCACCAGCUAUAACAUGUACUGCGCCCAGCAAGGAAGAGGGGUUCGUCUGGAGGAGGGGGACGCUUUGUACGUGACCGUGUCCAACGCAUGGGUGCUGGACCCCGAGGGAGAAGGGACGUAUUUCGGGGCGAUAAAAUUAGGUAAUUGAGAGUUAAAAGACGAGAGGAGCGGACAUGCUACUGAACAUUUGCCAAAGAACCACUGUUAGUGAUUUAUAAGUGUUGAUAAAAAGUGUCUUGUUGUUUUUGUACUUCACCAAAUAGCCUUUGGAGCACUCGAUGAGAAAAGACAUGGAAAUGGUUCAGUCCCCGAAAGAAAGUAUAUGACACACAGCUCUUAAAUUCAUCUAAAAUAGCACUGGACUCUUUUUUUUAUUAUUAAGUAUUGUGACAUUUCAAUACAUUUCAGCUCAGAUUACGACUUAAGCACCGAUGUGUUUAUGGACUAACUAAACAAACCACAAGGGAGAAACUUGGGAAGUCGGUUUGCUGGCGAGGCGCAAAGUGAGGAAGGAUUUAUCAAUGUUGGAGAAAAUGUCCGGUAGAAACACGGAGCAUCUGCUUGUACUUAGCGGAUUAGAACAGAAUAAAAACAACAGGUUUGCACACGGCACUGAUCACAAACGUCUUCCUGAAGAGUUCUGUACGUGUGAACGAGGAAGUGGUUAGUCUCUGAUCGGAGUAACUAUCACAACAGGGGAUAUAUCCAGAGGUGGAAAAAGUAUUCAGAGUCUUUACUGGGGUACUAAUACCACUCUAAAAAUACUCAAUUUGAAGUAAAAGUACUGUAGUGACAAUGGUACUUAAGCAAAAGUAUUUAAUACUACUCUAAAAAUACUCAAUUUGAAGUAAAAGUACUGCAGUGACAAUGGUACUCAAGCAAAAGUAUUUAAUACUACUCUAAAAUACUCAAUUUGAAGUAAAAGUACUGCAUCGACAAUGGUACUUAAGCAAAAGUAUUUAAUACUACUCUAAAAUACUCAAUUUGAAGUAAAAGUACUGCAGUGACAAUGGUACUAAAGCAAAAGUAUUUAAUACUACUCUAAAAUACUCAAUUUGAAGUAAAAGUACUGCAGUGACAAUGGUACUCAAGCAAAAGUAUUUAAUACUACUCUAAAAUACUCAAUUUGAAGUAAAAGUACUGCAUCGACAAUGGUACUUAAGCAAAAGUAUUUAAUACUACUCUAAAAUACUCAAUUUGAAGUAAAAGUACUGCAUCAACAAUGGUACUUAAGCAAAAGUAUUUAAUACUACUCUAAAAUACUCAAUUUGAAGUAAAAGUACUGCAUCGACAAUGGUACUUAAGCAAAAGUAUUUAAUACUACUCUAAAAUACUCAAUUUGAAGUAAAAGUACUGUAGUGACAAUGGUACUUAAGCAAAAGUAUUUGAUACUACUCUAAAAAUACUCAAUUUGAAGUAAAAGUACUGCAUCGACAAUGGUACUUAAGCAAAAGUAUGAUAAGGAAGAUGUGCUUAAAGUUUUAGAAGAAAAGUACAUGUUGCAGAAAAAACUCAUAACAUAUUUAAAUACUUUAAAGCAAAAGCAGUACAUCUUCACAUUUAAGAAGCUGCCGAUUCAUUUUGUGUUAACACACUCGUGCUAGUUUCCUAAAUGUAAUGUUGGAUGGUUUAAUCUAUACCAAAACAUCUUAUUUGAAGAGUUUUUCCUAAUUAUUGUGUGUCAAAAUCUACAAGUAAAAAGUACAAUAUUGGCUUCCAAAAUGUAGUAUAUUAGAAGAAUAGUAAAAGUACCUCAAAAGUGUACUUAAGACCAGUACUUGAGUAAAUGUACUUAGUUACUUUCCACCACUGGUUAUAUCACCCUGAGACCACCGUUCAUAGUUUAAUAUGAUUCACUGUUUUUUAGCAACAGAUCAGAUUAGUUUUGCUCCAAAAACUCAUUUCUCUCCACUUCUCAGUCUAAAGAGUGAACUGCUUGAUUGAAGGCAAUUACACGACAAUGUCAUUUUGAACUAAGGAGGAAAUGACAUGUGUUUGAUAUGUUUAUGACGAUUGAAAAAAGAAAAAGGGAUGCAGAUAGCUGGCCUGUCUGACCAUCAAUGACAUGAAUAGACUGUUGUCUUCUUAAACUAGAGGAGCCAAAUUGACUUUGGUUCAUCUUUUAACUUAAAUUUUGUUUUUCAUUUGGCUCUUCACCGAGGUAAAUGGGAAUAUGCACUAAAUAUUUAUUUAUUAGCUAUAGAAGUACAGAGACGGGUCAUUGUUAAAAUGACCUCUCGUCUGUGUGACAUCCAUUAUGCAGCACUUAGAGGAAAUAGUAGACACGCUUUUUGUUAUUAAAACACAGGGGCUUCAUUUUAAAUUCCAUAUUUAUGUAUCUUGAUUUUUUUGUUGACAAUUCUGUGUGCACUUGCCUAGCCAAAAGCAACAUGGACAUCAUGUUUCUUCUACAAGAUUGUAGCAUACCUGUAAAAUCUUCAUCUGAUUUCCAUUCAAUGUUUUUUUUUAUUUAUGUAAUGUAUGUUUUAAUAAAAAAAAGUACUUUUGUAA
Molecule: messenger RNA, 3312 nt
Organism: Trematomus bernacchii (emerald rockcod)
Lineage: Eukaryota; Metazoa; Chordata; Actinopteri; Perciformes; Nototheniidae
Gene: tnfsf11
Product: TNF superfamily member 11
Exons: 4
Coding region: 173-949 (258 amino acids)
Biological process (GO): immune response
Cellular component (GO): membrane
Molecular function (GO): tumor necrosis factor receptor binding
Source: RefSeq, a predicted model, not a curated record